Molecule: messenger RNA, 1285 nt
Organism: Lotus japonicus
Lineage: Eukaryota; Viridiplantae; Streptophyta; Magnoliopsida; Fabales; Fabaceae
Product: glycine-rich cell wall structural protein 1.0-like
Exons: 1
Coding region: 193-1071 (292 amino acids)
Source: RefSeq, a predicted model, not a curated record
UUCUUCCCUGCAUGUGCUUGGGCCACUCUAGCAAAAUGUUUCCACUCUGAUUCAUUCGAUUUAUAUCAUAUCACCUCUGCAAUGUGGGACAUCACAAGAACGCGCUUUUGUAUCCCCUUUCCUCAGCUCCAUUCCUAUAUAUAGCCAACUUAUGAACCCAAAUUUCAGUGUGGAUUUUAAAAACUUUCACUUAUGGCAACUUCGAAAGUUCUCACUAUAGUUUUCUUCGUGUUAUUGGGUUUAGGCAUAUGCUCUGCCGCCAGAACACUCCUUAACUAUGGUUCCGAUCACCGCAUUGGCGGUGAUUUCCACGAUGAUGUUGGUGUAGGUGGAGGUUAUGGUGGUGGUGGGGGAUCAGGUGGAGGUGGAGGAGUAGUAGACGGCUAUGGAGGAGGUGCUGGUGGUGGUGAAGGUGCUGGUGGAGGAUAUGGAGCAGCAGGCGGUGGGUAUGGUGGUGGUGGAGGAAAGGGAGGAGGUGGCGGUGGAGGUAGUGCUGCUGAAGGUGGUGGAUAUGGAGGAGGAGCAGGUAAAGGGGGCGGGGAAGGGUACGGUGGAGGUGGAGGUGCAACACAUGGGGGCGGCUAUGCUGGUGGAGGUGGAGGUGGCAAUGGAGGAGGUGGUGGUGGUGGUGCUGAAGGUGGUGGUUAUGGAGGAGGAGCUGGUCAAGGAGGUGGGGGAGGGUAUGGUGGAGAAGGAGCACAUGGGGGAGGCUAUACUGGUGGCGGUGGAGGUGGCAAUGGAGGAGGUCGUGGUGGUGGUGCAGGGGGUGUAGGUGGUGGUUAUGGAGGCGGGGAAAGAGGUGGAGCUGGUGGUGGAUAUGGUGGCGCAAGUGAAGGAGGAUAUGGAGGUGGAAGUGGUGGUGGUGGUGGAGGUGGUGGCGAUGUUGGUGGAGCGCAUGGAGGUGGAUAUGGUAGUGGUGGAGGAGCAGGUGGAGGAUAUGGGGGUGGAGCUGGUGGUGGUGGUGGUGGCGGCUCUGGUGGUGGGGCUGGUGGUGGAGGUUCACAUGGAGGGGGAUAUGGAGGUGGCGCUGGAGGCGGCGAAGGUAGUGGGCAUGGAGGUUAUGACCCUUGAACUCAGAAUUACCUUCUAUGUUAAGAAAGAAUACCAGCACCUCUUAACCAAAGUAGUAACCAAAAUAAGAAAUGGUUACGAGGAAACCCAUAAACUAUUCAAGCAUAAAUUUCGUUGCAUGUAUGUUAAAUUAAUUUUACAUCAUUGAUAUGGAAGAACAAUUGUAUCUUUUUAUAAUAAUAUAUAUUAAUAUGUCCACUGCAUGCUUCUAUAA